AUGAGUCAGAUACCAGGAAAGGAGUUAAAUGGAACAACUGCCCGAAGUCAAGAUCUGGUUCCUUGUAUAACCUGUGGAAGAUGUUUUGCACAAGAUGUUCUGCUGAGACAUGAUCCAAUAUGCAAGAAAGUCUUCAACAAGAAGCGCAAGCCCUUCAACUCUUUGAAACAGAGACUGCAGGGAACAGAAAUCACCACUGUGAAGAAGCAGCCCCCACAAAAGACUCAGCCAGGGAAGAAAUCUAACUGGAGGCAGUACCAUGAGGAUUUUAUUAAUACUAUUAAAUCAGCAAAGCAGUUCACAAAAGCUCUGAAGGAAGGCCAACCUCUUCCGCCUCCUCCCCCACCAAGCAUCAAUCCAGACUAUAUUCAGUGUCCACACUGCUCAAGAAGAUUCAAUGAGGCUGCAGCACAGAGGCACAUAAAGUUUUGCGAAGAACAAGCUGCCUGCCGUGCCUUUGCUGCAAAGACCACCAGACACACUUUGGGCAAGCAACCAGUGACUCAGAGAAAACCCCCAACCUUAACAACUGCUGUGUUACCCCUUCAGAAGAGAGAACAAGAAGGUGCCAAUACAGACGAACUUAGGCCAGAGACCUCUCCAGGAAUACUGCAGAAAACCAGAAAAUCUUUGGGUGUAUCUACUGGAAAAAAAUCUUCAGGAGAUAUUUGGUGCUUCUGCUCUUCAGACCACGUAACUGGAGUUGUUCCCACCUCGGGCCAUGCAGAGCGAUGUCAGAGCAUCAACAAGGCCUUCCAGCCCCUGCGUAAGGUGGUUGUGGUGCUGUUGUACAAGGGCAUGGCUCAGAUGAUCAGCUCCUUGUACCCUUGUGAGAUGCAUACCACUGCAGAAAAUGAGAUCCUGGCAGGAAAUGCGGCCAAGACGGAUUCCCUGUAG
Molecule: messenger RNA, 897 nt
Organism: Balearica regulorum gibbericeps (East African grey crowned-crane)
Lineage: Eukaryota; Metazoa; Chordata; Aves; Gruiformes; Gruidae
Source: RefSeq, a predicted model, not a curated record